This is a messenger RNA of Psilocybe cubensis, 3414 nucleotides long. RefSeq lists its product as uncharacterized. The record is from RefSeq and is a predicted model, not a curated record. Bases 1 to 3414 code for a protein of 1137 amino acids. The transcript has 4 exons. Gene Ontology annotation, molecular function: protein binding. Lineage: Eukaryota; Fungi; Basidiomycota; Agaricomycetes; Agaricales; Agrocybaceae.
AUGCUAUAUAGGCCCACACCAAACAAUCAAACAGACGACAGUUCACAAACCAACCACACUGAUAACCAAACCGCUUGCCAACAUGGAAUUCAACAGCAACAACAAGCCGUCGUCGAUGAGCCAGCAAAGAAUGGUCUUCGGCGUAGCAUUUUGCUUGACGUACCUCCCGAGACACUCACCUCUAUCACCUCGUACCUUACACCACCUGCGUUACUCGCCUUGGGAUGUGUCUCCUCGUAUCUUGCUCACCACGUAAAGGCGGAUAACACAUGGCGUCGCGCAUAUGCAUGCUAUUUUCUUGGGGUAUCGCCUGAAAGCGAUUUGGAACUUGAAAAAAAUCGACAAAGUAUGUCUGCACCCAACUCGAGUUUAUGGAAAGUUUUCUUGCUCAGGCGAGGAGACGGAAAGAGCUGGAGAGACGAGUUUUCGUGGCGAUAUGUCAUGAUUGGACUUGAUGCAAAUAUAGUUCCUUCGACAACCUCGGUACCUCAGGCCCUGUCGUCUGAAAGUCAGUCGACUCGCCAUUUUUAUCCCAGCACACGAAAUGGUACGGCGGCGUUACUUACAGCCUCGAUCCAGUAUGGGGUUGUUGCACGCUCCAUGCCGCUCUCUGGUCGAGUGUUGACAGGGUACGUUGAUGCCCGAAUGGGUUUCGGACCGGGUGGAAACGGUGGCAACUUGAACGGAAACCCGAAUGCUCAGUUUACACCAAACGUCACUGCUUGCGAUGUGGUUGUUUCUUCUCCGACAUGGGGGCCAUCGGCGCGUGUUGCGUGGGGUACGCGUGCAGGAGACCUGGUAAUCAGCACAGCACCCCGGGCAAUGGAUGGUAGUCUCCGCAUUUCUGGAGGCUCGGGUGUGCAGGUCAAGAGAUGCAGGGUGGGUGAUGAACACGAGGGUGUUGUCAGGGAUGUAAAGUUUGUCCAGAAACAAGGCAGAUGGGUUGUCAGUGCCGGAGACGACGGGCGGGUCAAGGUUUGGGAUGUUGGUGUCUUUGCUAAUAAUGCAGAUCGUGAUGCACAAACUGGCGAAGACGUUGCGAUCAGGUGUACAUGGAGCUCACCUCCGAUGCUGGUCGAUCGCUUUGGAUCUCGUGUCGUUGGAGUCGGUGCAGGGGGUGGUGUUGUCCCGGAUAAGUGUGUUCGCGCUGAGGCCACCUUUUCGACCACGGAUGACGGUGUGGGUGUAGUAGUGGGUGUUGGGGAGAGUGGAGAUGUGCAUGUUUGGGUCGGGCGUUCAUCAGCAUUUGUCGAUGACAAGGUCAGGGUUAAGGUGAAAGAAGUGUUCGUUGAAUGUCCCUUCAAAUCCGUGGAGGGUGCCGCGAGAAGGGUUACCGCGCUCGACAUCGAUCCAAACAUCGACAGCACAGCGGCCUCCCUUGCUUUCUUGAUCGCAUACGAAGAUGACCCUCUGUUCUAUAGGAUUCGGAUCCCUUCAACAGGAGCUGUCGACCAAGGAGACCCUCUAUGUCACACCGUCGAAAUUACACCGUUCGGCGAUCCGAAUUUCGGGCCUACAAGUGUCGUCGUGCCGUACUUCGGGGGCCAGUCCUCUGAAAGCUUUGUACUGGUAGGUGACCACAUGGGAUGUGUCAGCUUAUACCAUUGGGGUGCUGCCGUCUCACCGCUUGUGGACCACGUACCUCCUCUCCGUACAUUCGAAGCGCACCGCGACGGUGCGAGUGUCACUGCUCUGUGGUGGGACGGACUAGUGCUCGUCACCGGGUCAGCCCGCGGGACGACGCACGUGUGGGAUGGGAUCUCGUUUGCGCAUUUGAGGUCGUUUGUGUCGCCUGUCGCGAAGAUUAGGGGAAGAGGUAGGGGACAGCAGGUACGGUUGGCAGGUGGGGCGUUGGCUCUAGCGCCUCAUGGGGCCGGUGGGGUGGUAGCUCCUGUUAUGGCUAGGACAGCCGGAGGGAGAGAGGCGGUUAGGCACAUCGUGGUUAAUGACGAAAAGGACGUCCUUGUUGUUGCUGUGGGCGAUACAAUUAUGGCAUGGCAUGCAGAUGUUGUUCGACAUGGUGCUCAAUCAGGAGGCAAGGGAGGUGUGAGGGGGCGACAUGCACCUGGGACGGGUGCGCAUGGGAAGAAGAAGCCCGGGGCGGGGGUUGCGAAAUAUAUUGGUCAAUAUGAAAUGCGGCAGACGAUUGCAGAAUCUCGCGAUCUCUUAGAUGCGGAACGAAACGUUUCCAGCACAUCAUCCGCGGCUCUGGCGAGGCGGCAGGUCGAGCAUCGGGCAGGGUUGGACAGCUUGGGUCUGAGUGAAGCUGAGGCAGUUGAGUAUGUUCUUAUGCUGAGUCGGGAUGAAGCUGCUGCUGCCGCUGUGGAACGUGCUAGGAGGGCAGAGCUGGAGAAUGAAGGUAUGUUUGACGAAGACGUUGUAGAAGACGAUGAAUAUGAAGAUGAUGGGAUGAGCGUUUCUGGGCCAUCGCCAUCUGUCUCCUCAUCAGCGUCGUCGACGUCUGGUGUUUCGUCCGACGGGGUUUCUGCUGCCCCAUCUCCAUCAGCAUCUGUGUCGCCUUCGCCAUCCAUAUCUUCGUCGUCGCUAUCGUCCUCGUCCUCGGCCAUUCGUGCGCGUUCAGGGCAAAACACUCGACUGGCGAUGGCCGGUUCCCGUCGUCACCAUCGCUACCAUGAGCCAGCGAGGACGUCGUCUGGUCAGCCUAUCCUCACACCGUCACGCUCGAAUGCGAAAGUACAAGUAUCUUCACCCUGGCGUGGUGGCGGUAUCGAUGGUGGAGAGCCUUUGGAGGCCGGUGAAGAGUAUCUUGCUGAAGAAGAGAACAUUGUGGGCGACGAUAUUGACCCAUCUUUGGUCAAUGCAAUGUUGGAUGGACAGGGUCAGGAACAGCACUUCCCACCUAUUACCGGGAGUGUUGGCACCAGUCCGGGUGAGGGAAGUUCCUUGCAUGGAAAGGGCAAGGAAAAGGAAAGAAAAGUUGGUAGUCCUAGUCCAUCGUUGGUCGGGAAAGGAAAGGGUACCAAACCAAGUGGCGGUUUGAAGACUCCUGCUGCUUCUGCUCCCAAUGUCAAUACCAGUGGGAGCCUUAACCCGACUCCGAGCCCUUCCUCGCUCAAACCCAAAGUGAGCGUGUGGGGUGCGUCUACUGGUGGACUAGCGCUAGGAAUUGCGAGGCUGUCCUCGUCCCCUCCAUCGCCAUCCUUUUCUUCCGUCGCUGCUGCUGCUGCUUCUGCUGGCGUCGGCAGCAGUGCCGGUUCUCCUAUCCGACCGGCUGUCGUUUCCUGGGGAAGACCUGGUGCUAGUGUAGCCAGCCCAAAUUCAAGUGCUAGAUCUAGAGUUUCGUCCGGUGGUGCGAUUUAUGGAGCCCGAGAGGAGGAGGAUUUGGACGAUGAUUUGAGGUUUGCGCUCGAGUUGAGUUUGGUUGAAGCGAGGAGUCGAGGGGAGGAUGUGUAA